CAAAAAAGAAAAGUCAAAUGUCCAUACUUUGCUUUGGCCGAAUUUUCCGGUAAUAAGAAUGGCUCUGCCUCCAAAAUCUGUCACAUCUCCACUUACAUUCAUAACACCAAAAAUAGUAAAUCCAACCCAAACUUCUUCUUUCUUCCUUCCUUUUUCCAUAUCAAAAAAACACACACAAAAAAAUGCACUCUCCUAAAGUAUAUCCUAACAACAAAACCCAAUGUUCAAAUGGCGUUAAAAAUCUUAUUAUGAUCAUUUCUUCCCUUCUUAUAAUUUACCUCCUUAGUUUCAACUUUUCUGGUCCUAAUGACGACAAAUUACUCCAUACAUCAGUUUCACUCCAAAAUGAUUCCUCAUCAUCUUCAUCAUCAUCGUCAUCAUUAUUAUCAGACACAAAUCUUGAACAUAUUGUGUUUGGAAUUGCAUCUAACGAGCGGGCAUGGUCCGCUCGUAAAGAAUUAGUCAAGAUGUGGUGGAAACCGGGACGAAACAUGAGAGGUUGUGUUUUUCUUGAAAAAAUGCCACCAAAUUACACAAAUGAUGUAAACGAUACAUUGCCUCCUAUUUGCAUUUCAGGUGACACGUCACGAUUUAAGUACACGUUUCGCGGUGGGACCCCCUCCGCUAUUCGUGUGGCACGUGUCGUUACUGAGACCGUCGCUUUAAAUCAUUCGAAUGUGAGGUGGUAUGUUUUUGGUGACGAUGACACGGUUUUUUUCACGGAGAAUUUGAUUAAGACGUUGUCUAAAUAUGAUCAUGGCUUAUGGUAUUAUAUAGGGUCGAAUUCUGAACAUUUUUUGAUGAAUAAGGCUUUUUCUUAUGAGAUGGCUUUUGGUGGUGCUGGUAUUGCUAUAAGUUAUCCAUUGGCUAAAGUUCUUGGUAAAGUUUUUGAUGCAUGCAUUGAAAGGUAUCCUCACCUUUUUGGAAGUGAUGCUAGGAUUUAUUCAUGUUUGGCUGAGCUUGGUGUUGGCUUAACACAUGAACCCGGUUUCCAUCAGCUGGAUGUAAGAGGAAAUAUGUUUGGAGUAUUGGCUGCACAUACAAUUAGGCCUUUGGUAUCUCUGCAUCACAUGGAGAUGAAUGAUGCCAUAUUCCCCCAUAUGACAAAAAUGAAAGCUCUGGAGCAUUUAUACAACGCUGCAAAAUUCGAUCCUCAUCGAAUUUUGCAGCAAACAAUAUGUUACGAUCGUUGGUUUACUUGGACAGUUUCGGUUUCUUGGGGAUAUGCUGUUCAAGUUUUCAGCUACAAUGUGUUUCUACCGGAUGCUCUGCGCGUACAGGAGAGUUAUAUUCCGUGGCAGACGAGUGAUUUGGCUAGACAUUAUGACUUUGAUACAAGGCCAUAUGAACGUGACCCGUGCAAAAGACAGCUUGUUUAUUUCUUACAUAAUGUGUCCUCUGGAAUUGAUGGAAAAAUCAAGACUAUUUACAAGAAGAAAACACCUGAGAAUUGCACCAUCACCAUGGUGUCACCUAGACAACUAGAAGAAAUCUUAGUAACCUCACACAAGUUAGACCUUGACAGAAAACAGUUGCUAACACCAAGAAGACAGUGCUGUGAUGUAUUGCCUUCUACAUCUAGAAAUGUGAUGGAUAUAGAGAUAAGAGAAUGCAAAGAGGACGAACUAAUUUAUAUACACCCUUAGUGAUAUACGUUCCUGUGACAUUCACCGUCGAUAUUUACUGCAAGGAAGGCAAAUUUUUUCCAGUGACUUUUGUUGAUGGCAAAUUGGUGAUGGAAUGAGGUAUUUUUAGUACAGAAGAUUUUGUUGGUUAAGGAGAAAAUCCCCCAAUAGGCCAAUACUGUUUUGCUUUCUAAGUAUAGAUCUACUCUUUUGCUUGUGAAGUUGAUUAAGGAAAGCAGUUUGGGAGAUUAUCUAUGAAGUUACUAGAAUUAGAGUGUACUUCCGGAAAGCAAAUUAUAAUGAGAAAGCUAUGCACAUGUGCAGUAGACUUAAUUGUGUAUUAGCAAUCACAUGUGAAGAAACUUGUGAGUUAAUCAAAGAAAAAACUCAAAUUGACUUGUUCAA
This is a messenger RNA of Lycium barbarum (goji berry), 2030 nucleotides long. RefSeq lists its product as uncharacterized. The record is from RefSeq and is a predicted model, not a curated record. The transcript has 3 exons. The coding region runs from base 183 to 1646 and encodes 487 amino acids. Lineage: Eukaryota; Viridiplantae; Streptophyta; Magnoliopsida; Solanales; Solanaceae. Gene Ontology annotation, molecular function: acetylglucosaminyltransferase activity.